AUGAUCACCGGCAUCGCGCACAUCAAUGUCCUCGUCCCGCAGGAGUCCCUCGACCACGCAGAGGCCUUCUACGGGGGAACCCUCGGCCUCAGUUCUGCGCCGGUACCGCACCUCCAAAAAGGGACAAUCCUAUGGUUCAACAUCGGCGAUUCGGGGCAGCAAGUGCACGUGGCGCCGGGGAUCAACGAGACAAAGACUUCUAACCGCCACCCGUGCUUCAAGCUGCAGUCACAGGAGAAGCUGCUUGAGCUGCAACAGCGGAUAUGGGACCACCAUGUGGCAGGGGGUGAUGCUGCACCGUUAGAGGCUGAUAGCCCGGGCGAGAACUCGGGGACAAAGGGCGUCGAGUAUCCCAGUCGGUUCUUUGCGAGGGACUUUGCGGGGAAUCGGUUGGAGUUUAGUUUGUGA
Messenger RNA from Aspergillus puulaauensis, 408 nucleotides. RefSeq names its product putative glyoxalase family protein. Bases 1 to 408 code for a protein of 135 amino acids. The transcript is spliced from 2 exons. The record is from RefSeq and is a predicted model, not a curated record. NCBI's taxonomy places the organism in Eukaryota, Fungi, Ascomycota, Eurotiomycetes, Eurotiales, Aspergillaceae.